Messenger RNA from Equus quagga, 1495 nucleotides. It is a transcript of the gene GHITM, whose product is annotated as growth hormone inducible transmembrane protein. Lineage: Eukaryota; Metazoa; Chordata; Mammalia; Perissodactyla; Equidae. Gene Ontology annotation, cellular component: mitochondrial inner membrane. The coding region runs from base 174 to 1211 and encodes 345 amino acids. The transcript is spliced from 9 exons. The record is from RefSeq and is a predicted model, not a curated record.
UUACGUCACGCAGUGAGCGGGAGGGUCUGCGCGCGCGCAGAUGGUAAGCAGUAGGUGGAGAGUCUGGGGAGCUGUAAGCGUCUGCGCCUCGCGGGCCCGGAAGGGGAACUGCGCGGUCGCUGGGACCGGGGCCUGAGCAUUUCAGAUCUGCUUGGUGAACCUGGUGCACCACCAUGCUGGCCGCGAGACUCGUGUGUCUUCGGACGCUCCCUUCCAGGGUUUUCCACCCAGCUUUCACCAGGGCCUCCCCUGUCGUGAAGAAUUCCAUCACAAAGAAUCAAUGGCUCCUAACACCCAGCAGGGAAUAUGCCACCAGAACAAGAAUUGGGAUCCGGCGUGGGAAGACUGGCCAAGAACUCAAGGAGGCGGCGAUGGAACCGUCGAUGGAAAAAAUAUUUAAAAUUGAUCAGAUGGGAAGAUGGUUUGUUGCUGGAGGGGCUGCUGUUGGUCUUGGAGCGUUGUGCUACUAUGGCUUGGGAAUGUCUAAUGAGCUUGGAGCCAUUGAAAAGGCUGUAAUUUGGCCUCAGUACGUGAAGGACAGGAUCCAUUCUACCUAUAUGUACUUAGCAGGAAGUAUUGGAGUAACAGCUUUGUCUGCCCUGGCAGUGAGCAGAACUCCUGCUCUUAUGAACUUCAUGAUGAGAGGCUCAUGGGUGACAAUCGGUGCAACUUUUGCAGCCAUGAUUGGAGCUGGAAUGCUCGUGCAGUCAAUACCAUAUGACCAGAGCCCAGGCCCAAAGCAUCUUGCUUGGUUACUCCAUUCUGGUGUGAUGGGUGCUGUGGUGGCUCCGCUGACGAUAUUAGGGGGGCCUCUUCUCAUCAGAGCUGCCUGGUACACAGCAGGCAUCGUGGGAGGCCUCUCCACAGUGGCCAUGUGUGCGCCCAGUGAGAAGUUCCUGAACAUGGGUGCACCCCUGGGAGUGGGCCUGGGUCUCGUCUUCGUGUCCUCACUGGGAUCUAUGUUUCUCCCACCUACCACUGUGGCUGGGGCCACUCUGUACUCAGUGGCGAUUUAUGGCGGGCUAGUUCUCUUCAGCAUGUUCCUUCUGUAUGACACACAGAAAGUCAUCAAGCGUGCAGAGCUGGUGCCAGCAUAUGGAGUUCAGAAGUAUGAUCCCAUCAACUCGAUGCUGGGAAUCUACAUGGAUACAUUAAAUAUAUUUAUGCGAGUUGCCAGCAUUCUAGCAACUGGAGGCAACAGAAAGAAGUGAAACGACUCGGCCUCUGAGUUUGUACACCGGAUAUCGUGCUUGUGUGAUAGGGGCGGACAUUCAUUACAUAGUUGGCUCAAGCAGCUUCCCUUGACGUGUAGAAGUUAAGAACUUGUCAACAUGGUUCAGAUGUUCCAGUGAUACGAUGCUUCUGGUCUGCUUGUACUUCCGGAGAAUAAAUUCAGUAAUUCUCUUCCAGAUAAGCACAUCCAUUUCCAAUUCUCAUGUUUUGAGUAAUUCUAAAAUGUUUUAAUGAAUGUGAAAACUAAGGUUUGCUCUGAGAA